AUGCCAAGCAACAGCAACAACAACAACAACAAGGCCACGGCCAACAACAACAGCAACAAAGACCCUGGGGUCACCCACGGGCACACCCUCUUCCGCCCUCGUGCCGUCGACACCACCGACGAGGAGAUAGCUCAUCUCCGUGCAGAGGGAAGGGAGAGGGUGGCAAGAAGAGAGCAGGAGCAAGCAGAGACCGAGGCCGCCAACAGGGCCGAAACCAGGUCAAUGGCCAAGGCCAGAGUAGAGAAGGAGUCUGCUGCCGCCAAGGUCAAGCAGGAGGAAGGGGUGAAGGUCAAGGAGGAGGAGAACAACGACCAGUAUUCUGGAUGGUUCUGGAGGUGAUGAUGGCUCUGCUAUGGGCGUGUAGGAGUAGCUGAAAUGAUACCUUGGAUGCUC
This is a messenger RNA of Aureobasidium pullulans EXF-150, 393 nucleotides long. RefSeq lists its product as uncharacterized. NCBI's taxonomy places the organism in Eukaryota, Fungi, Ascomycota, Dothideomycetes, Dothideales, Saccotheciaceae. Bases 1 to 339 code for a protein of 112 amino acids. The record is from RefSeq and is a predicted model, not a curated record. The transcript is spliced from 2 exons.